AUGCAUCCCCCACCAAUUGCCCUCGACUGGAACAACAUCGGCUUCAAAGUCCGCGAUGGCAACGGCCACGUGGAAUGCCAUUUCUCCCACAGCGGCGACGGAAAAUGGAGUACCCCGCAAUACAUAUCCACGCCUAACCUGAACAUAUCAGGAAUGUCCCCAGCGCUAAACUACGGGCAACAAGUGUACGAAGGCCUCAAAGCCUUCCGCCACCCAGAUGACAAAAAGAUAUCAAUCUUCCGGCCCGACCGCAACGCCCGCCGAAUGCAAUUUUCCGCAGAAGUAGUCUCAAUCCCACCUGUGCCGGAGGACCUCUUCAUAGAAUGCGUCAAGCUAGCAGUCGGGUUGAAUGCUGAAUAUGUUCCUCCGCACGAAUCCGGCGCGGCGAUGUAUAUCCGUCCUUUGCUGUUUGGAUCAUCUGCGCAGCUGGGUCUCAGUCCGCCGGAUGGGUAUACGUUUGCUGUAUUCGCUAUGCCGACUGGUGUUUACCAUGGUGCUAGCGCGGUUGAUGCGUUGAUCCUUGAGGACUUUGAUCGGUGUGCGCCGUUUGGUACUGGGGCUGCGAAGGUUGGGGGGAAUUAUGCGCCUGUUUUGAGACAUAGUGAUCGGGCGCGCAAGGAAGGGUUUGGGAUUACGCUUCAUCUUGAUAGUGCGACGAGGCGGGAGAUUGAUGAGUUUUCGACUAGUGCAUUUAUUGGGGUUAAGAGGGAUGAAGAUGGGGCAGUUACGGUUGUUCAACCGGAUAGUCGCAAUGCGAUUGAUUCUGUGACUGCUGCUUCUGUUUUGGACAUUGCUAGGAAGUUGGGGUAUCAGGUUGAGAAGAGGCGGGUUCUGUAUGAGGAGCUCGGGGAAUUUGAGGAGGUCAUUGCUGCUGGGACUGCCGCUGCCUUAGUUCCUGUUGGAAGUAUUACAAUGAGGUCUCGUCGGGAUAGGUUUAGGUAUCAGACUGGGGCUGAGAAGGAAGGUGGGGAGGUUUGUGUUCAGUUGUUGAAGAUGCUGAGGGGUAUUCAAUCUGGGGUUGUGGAGGAUUCUUUUGGUUGGAACUACGAGGUGCUGCCACCACCCAAGGGAUGGGCAGAUGAGAGUCACGAAAAGAUUGAGGAAAAUGGUGCCAAUGUUCCGUGA
This is a messenger RNA of Penicillium antarcticum, 1125 nucleotides long. Its product is annotated as branched-chain amino acid aminotransferase. Gene Ontology annotation, biological process: branched-chain amino acid metabolic process. The transcript has 2 exons. Gene Ontology annotation, molecular function: branched-chain-amino-acid:2-oxoglutarate transaminase activity. The record is from RefSeq and is a predicted model, not a curated record. The coding region runs from base 1 to 1125 and encodes 374 amino acids. Lineage: Eukaryota; Fungi; Ascomycota; Eurotiomycetes; Eurotiales; Aspergillaceae.